AUGAUAAAGUUUUUGACCAAUCAAUUCAACAAAAAGCCAAGCAAAAUAUAUUACUGCUCCGACGGAUCAGCUGCGCAAUAUAAAAACAGAAAAAAUUUUAUAAAUCUGUGUUAUCGUGAAUCAGAUUUUGGUGUAGCAGCUGAAUGGAAUUUUUCAGCUACAUCCCAUGGAAAAGAGGACUUUCAAAUUAACAGUAUCUCAAAUGCUGAUAAUUUGCCUUUUGCCGAUAAUUUGUUUUUUGCCGAUAUUAAAGGAUUCGUAACAUGUGCUUAUGACGAUUUUUGGUGGUUAGCCACAGCACUAAAAAAGAAUGAAAUUACGGAGGAGAUAUAUAUAUCCUUUUUACAUCUCCAUGGACCAUCACCAUCCUUCUUUUACCCCACAAUUGAGGAAAAGAUAUGGUUACCCAUUAAUCAAAUAACGAUAGUAGAUCCUACUACAGUGACAGGACGUACCUACAAAUUAUCAUCUCAAGAAAUUCUAUUAAUAAGAACAAAAUGGGAUAAGAUUAAAACAAGAGAUGUUUCACCUUUAUCAUCAAACAUUAUCUUAGAACAACUGAGAUCAAAUUUUCAAGAUGUAUCUCAAAUAUCUUCUCAAUCUCAUGGAGAAUCCUUGACCCUCUCAAAUCCAAGUUAUACUCAAAGUCAUUCAGCUUACACAUCCCCUCUUUGCUCAUAUAUCUCCCCAUAUAUUCCUGAUUUUCAAAAUGCUCCCAACAUAUCAAAUGAUUUCUAUACAUCUCCUCUUAAUUCAGAAAUAGAAAGCAAUUAUUUUUUAGAAAAUAUGGAUAAUUAUGGAUUUGCAGAAUCUCUAAUAGAUUUUAAUGAAAAUAUACAUAUUUUUGAGGAACCAACAUUUAUCGAUAGCCAAAAGGGCAAAUCAUUGCUCUUUUUUUUAAAUUUUCUUUACCGUUAUAACGGUACAUACAGGAAUACAAUUAACUACCGUUGUCUAAAAGCUGAUUGUAAAGUGACGUUAAAAGCAACGGUACAACAAAAUCCUUUAGAUACAAGGAUCAAUAUCUAUCUAAAGGCAUUAAACCAACAAUGCUCUGAAGAUCCAGAUAUAAUCAAUUAUCCAGGAGCCUUACCACCUUUUAUUUCCGUUAAAAAUACGAUUAACCGUAUUUUAAAACAAACCAGGUUAAAUAUUCCCAUUAGCAAUGACACAAUUGUAUUGACCACUGAAUUGAUAACAACAUUCAGUGGUGAUAGCUUCUUAAUAAAAAACAAUAAUAACAAACUUAUUGUAUUUGGGUCUGUCAUCCAAUUAUAUACUAUACAUAUGUAUAAUCAAACGAUGAUCCCUACCAUAUAUGCACUUCUUCCAGAUAAAAGGAAGGAGUCAUAUAUUGAGCUAUUUCAAAUAAUCGUGGAAUAUGGGACAUUGAAUGGUAUCCAGUUUUCACCAGACAUGGCACAAACCGACUAUGAAGCAGGAGCGAUAUCUGUUCUACAAUUUGUAUUUCCCAAUAUUUUAGUAAAGGACUGCUUCUUCCACUUUACGCAGGCCAUUUGGCGUAAAGUUCAGCAUUUAGGUGUAGUCAAGCAGUAUAAAGAAGAGACUGCUGUAUACACUAUUGUUCGAAGGAUGAGUGUAUUACCUUUAUGCAAGAGAGAGGACAUUCAAGUGGUCCGUGAUUCUUGUGUAGAUCUAGCAGCCAAUGACCCGUUAAUAUUAAGUUUCUUAAUAUAUAUGGAUACUACCUGGAUAAAUUCUGAUGCAAUCUUUCCUCAUCAAAUUUGGACCAGUAUAAGAUUCAAGGUCCUCGCAAAUCAUCUCGAAGGAUAUCACCAUUCCCUCAAGCGAAUGGCAAAAAAUGCUCAUCCGGACAUAUAUUCAUUAAUUCGCGUUUUAAAAGAUAACCAACGCCUGACAGAAUUUAAAGUUAUACAAAUCAAAAACGGGGAAAUAAAUACUCCCUCUAUAACUUCUCAACUAUCAUCUCGCUAA
Molecule: messenger RNA, 1956 nt
Organism: Gordionus sp. m RMFG-2023
Lineage: Eukaryota; Metazoa; Nematomorpha; Gordioida; Chordodea; Parachordodidae
Exons: 13
Coding region: 1-1956 (651 amino acids)
Source: RefSeq, a predicted model, not a curated record